Messenger RNA from Fulmarus glacialis (Northern fulmar), 1184 nucleotides. It is a transcript of the gene DALRD3, whose product is annotated as DALR anticodon binding domain containing 3. Gene Ontology annotation, molecular function: arginine-tRNA ligase activity; tRNA binding; ATP binding. The record is from RefSeq and is a predicted model, not a curated record. The transcript is spliced from 11 exons. Lineage: Eukaryota; Metazoa; Chordata; Aves; Procellariiformes; Procellariidae. The annotation marks the transcript as partial. Gene Ontology annotation, biological process: tRNA C3-cytosine methylation; arginyl-tRNA aminoacylation.
CCUGUGAGCAGGGGCCGGGCACAGCCGCGCUGCCUGAGGAUGUCAUCUGUAAAGUGCACUUGAAGAGCUUCGUGGAGCAGCAGGGCUUGGUGGGCUACGACCCCAAUCUAGAUGUCCUUCUCGUGACGGAGGGGAAGCUGCGGUCCCUGGCUGAGCUGCAGCAAGCUGUUCUGCAGUGCACAGCUGGAGGCCAGGGGAGCUGCUGCAGCAUCGUGCAUGUGGUGAACUGCGAGGAGGAAUUCCAGCAGCAGCAGCUGGAUCUGCUCUGGAGGAUUUUGGAUCCAGGAGCCCACACAGCUUUGCAGAAGCACCUUGUCUGUGGGCCAGUGAAGGUGACAAACCCCUCAUUGCCCAUUGGGGCAGACCAGUACUUCCAGCUCCGAAAGCGCCAGAUGUACGAAGCCUCAGUGAUGAAGUACGGGGAGCUUGCGCAAGAUGAGGCCUGGACUGAGGUGAUUGAUGCCCUCACAGUGGCUGCCGUCAGGUUUGAGAUGCUGAGCACUGCCCACCGGAGUCAGAUCACCCUGGACCUGGAGGACAGCAGCAUCUCCACGAAGGGAACCAAGAGCGGCGCCUUCGUGAUGUACAACUGUGCCCGGCUGGCCACGCUCUUCGACACCUACCAGCAGGCUGUGGAGCGGGGCACGUACCCACCUCUGCCACCAGCAUCAGAACUGAACUUCUCCUGCCUCCGGGAAGAGGGUGAAUGGCUCCUGCUCUUCAAUCAUCUCCUGCCCUUCCCUGAAGUCCUGCAGCAGGCAGCACAGCUGCCCACACCCACCAAGGGGAUCCGGAUCACAGCCAACACAGAGACAGUGUGCAAGUUCCUGAUCCAGCUCAGCAUGGAUUUCAGCUCCUACUACAACCGGGUCCACGUCCUGGGGGAGCCAUUCCCUCACCUCUUUGACCAGAUGUUUGCCCGCCUCCAGCUACUGGGAGCAGUGAGGGACGUGUUCCACAGUGCGCUGGCGACUCUGCACCUCCCUCCUCUCAGCCAGAUCUGAGCCACCACUGAAGAGCCGUGGCACGGUGUGACAGGCACCAGGACAACACGCCACAAGGGGAAGGACAGGGCACAUCCUCCAUGGCAGGGCGGGGGGCUGCCUGAUGGUCAGGCAGGGAGUCAGGGCACACCUCAGCCCCGCACAGGUGCUUCCCCUCCCACUGCCCGCGCGGUUUGAGGG